GUUUGUGUGGGAGGGGACCGCCUGCCAGGGAGAGAGAGGAAGCGUGCACUCACUGUGUGCAGCAGCUGUAGAGACUGAUAGAGACCACCCUUCUCCUCUGCCUCCUCCCUCUCCCUGUGCUUGCUGCUGCCGCUAUGUCCCAGGCAGGCAGCAGUACUGAGGAGGAGACCCAGCAGCAGCAGAAGGAGGAGCACAUGAUGGCUGUGCACUAGCUGCUCCUCUCACCCUGCCUGCCUCCAGUACACUCACUGCUCCCAUCUGCGGAUACAGACACCCAGGGGCUGCCGAAGAAGUGACAGCAGCAGAGCAGCCUGAACAUGGACAACUCGCUGAGCGAUCGGGCCCAGCUGCCUAGAAAUAUGAUAGAAAACAGCAUGUUUGAGGAGGAACCUGACGUGGUUGAUCUGGCUAAAGAGCCCAGUGUAAAUCCUCUAGAAUCUGAAGAAGUGGAGUACGAACCUAGGCGCUCACGUUUACUUGUGCGUGGUUUGGGUGAACAUGAGAUGGAUGACGAUGAAGAGGAUUAUGAGUCUUCUGCAAAGUUGCUGGGCAUGUCAUUCAUGAACAGAAGUUCCGGUCUUCGGAACAAUGCAGGGAGUUACAGACCGGUUCAAGAAGGACUGUGCCCGGUUCCGUCUGCAAGGACUGUGAUUGUCAGCGUUGUGUUUGUUGUGAUCUUGGUUUCUAUAGUUACAGUGGUUUACUUGCUUCCAAAGUGUACAUUUACCAAAGAAGGCUGUCAUAAGAAAAACCAUUCAAUGGAACUCAUAUACCCCAUUGCUAGUAAUGGAGACCUGUUCCCAUGGACAAAAAGUAGACUUCCCAAUGUCAUCAUACCUGUAGAAUAUGACAUUACCCUGCAUCCCAAUCUUACUGCAAUGGAGUUCUCUGGUGUUGUGCAGGUAAAGCUAAAGAUUGUAGAGGACACAAAGACAAUUGUACUCCACAGCUCAGGUCUUCAGAACAUAGAGGCAAGUCUAAAUGUAAUUGGAAGGUCCACUUCUAAACUCAACGUUUUGCAGUACCAACCUUUUGAGAUGAUUGCGAUGACUUUGCCUGACAAGUUGAUGAAGGGAACAGAGUGCUUGCUCACCAUUGAGUAUAAAUCUAAUUUUUCAAGCUCUUAUUAUGGAUUUUACAAAAUCUUAUUUGUCGAUGAAAACAGUAAGUGGCUUGCAGCUACGCAGUUCGAGCCCCUUGCAGCAAGGAAAGCUUUCCCUUGCUUUGAUGAACCGGCAUUCAAAUCCACAUUCCGAGUGAAGAUCAAAAGAACCGAAACACACUUUGCUCUCUCAAACAUGCCGAAGAUCAACACAACCACACUCCCAGAUGGGCUUUUACUGGAUGAGUUUGCAACCAGUGUGAAGAUGAGCACUUACCUGGUGGCGUUCAUUGUUUCUGAUAUGAAGAAUGUGACUGCAGAUGACAAUGGUACUCUGCUGUCUGUCUAUGCUGUACCAAAGAAAAUAGAUCAAGCCCAAUAUGCACUGAAUGUUUCAAUAACACUGCUGGACUUUUAUUCAAAAUAUUUUGGAAUCAAAUAUCCCCUCCCAAAACUAGAUCUUGUGGCUAUUCCUGAUAUCCAGGCAGGAGGAAUGGAGAACUGGGGCCUGAUCACCUUCCGAGAGACCACUCUGCUUUUCAAGGAGAACUCCUCUUCUCUUAUGGACAAACAGCUGAUCACUGCAGUCAUUGCUCAUGAGAUGGCCCAUCAGUGGUUCGGGAAUCUCGUGACCAUGGAAUGGUGGAAUGAUCUGUGGCUUAAUGAAGGAUUUGCAACCUACAUGGAAUAUUUUGCCUUGGAAUCAGAAUUUAAAGACCUGAAUGCUAAUAAUAACUUCUUGAAAGCACGUUUUGACGCCAUGGAAAAGGAUUCCUUACAGACCUCUCACCCUAUAUCUACUGAUGUGCAGUCUCCAGAGCAAAUUGAGGAAAUAUUUGACGACCUUUCCUACAUUAAGGGUGCUUCUAUUCUACUAAUGCUAAGAGAGUAUCUGACUGAGGACGUCUUCCAUAACUGUAUUGUAAAGUAUUUGCAAGAUCAUCAGUAUGGAUCGACAAAAAGUGAUGGCUUGUGGGACAGUAUGAAUCUGGUCACCAAAUCCAGUCCAGAUGUGAAAAACAUGAUGAAGUCCUGGACUCAGCAGGCUGGAUAUCCUCUGGUAACUGUUGUAAAGAAAGGAAAGGAGGUGACCGUUAGUCAGCAGCGAUUCCUACGGACUAUAAAUCUAGGCAAUGCAAAUGGGAACUCCAGCACGGUAUGGAAUUUGCCACUUUCUUAUACUUUUGGACCUUGCACUGUUCCCUCAUGUGACUCUGUCUUCUUACUCAACAAAACACAAGAUACAUUUGUUCUCCCGAGCGAGCCAUCAUGGUUAAAGUUUAACUUAAAGAUGACUGGAUACUAUAUAGUGGAUUAUGGUACGGACGGCUGGGACGCACUUAUUAAUCAGCUCUGGAAUAAUCACUCUGUUCUAGCUGCCAGCGAUCGAGCCAGUCUGAUCCAUGACAUAUUUGUGCUUUCUGGUGUAGGGAAGUUCCCCCUGACGAAGGCCAUGGACUUCAUUUCCUAUCUUGUGAAUGAAACGGACACUGCCCCCAUCGAACAGGCAGUUCAUCAGAUCCACCACAUCCACGGUCUUUUAGCUAAGCAUGGUUAUAGUGAUCUGGCAUCGCAUUUAAAGGGUCGUCUCUUGGAUCUGCUAACAACGCUUGUUAGUGAGCAGAGCUGGAGUGAUGAAGGAACAUUGGCUGAGCAAGAACUAAGAUCAAUACUCCUGGGUUUAGCGUGUUCAAAUGAAGAUCAAAAUUGCGUAACUACCGCCAAUGACCUGUUCACUAAAUGGUGGAAGAAUGGUACAAUACUGCCAACAGCUGUCAUGAAAAUCGUAUUUAAAGUUGGUUCCCAAACAGAUGAAGGUUGGCAAUACCUCCUGAGCAAGUACAUAUCAUCUUUGUUUGAGGCUGAAAAGAUCAAGAUACUAGAAGGUCUUACAUGCACGGAUAGCGGCAAGAAAUUACAAUGGCUGAUGAAAGCAAGUCUUCGUGGAGAAAUUAUAAGGUCCCAGGAUUUUCCCAUCAUCAUACGCUUUAUUAGUAGGAACGUCCCUGGGUAUCUGCUGGCUUGGGAUUUUGUGACACACAACUGGGAUGAGAUCACACAGAAAUUUCCACCGGGAUCUUUUCCUAUACAGAGCAUUGUCACCCACACGACUUCACAACUUGCUACAGAAAUUUACUUGAGUGAGGUGAUUAAUUUUUUCAAUUCAACGAAGGGAAAAAGCCGAGAAAUGUGGUGUGUGAAACAGGCCAUUGAAACCAUCAAGUUGAACAUCCAGUGGAUUGACCAGAACCUAGAAAGCAUUAAGAAAUGGCUGUAGAGCGCAGCUGGCCAGUCUGUUUCCCAGGAAAUACUUCUCUUGUUAAAGCACAGAUAGCAAUGAGCAUUCUGCAGUGUUGUGUGGACUCCUGAAGGGUCCUUAGCUCAGGGGAAAACUAAGCAGAAAAUCCUGUAGCGUGAGUGACUGUUUGGGUGGAGAGAGACUGUAUUUAUUAUGGGAUUGUGUUUAUCACACUGUUGCUGUCACCCAGAACGGCACUGUGCCAAGCAUGACUAUCAUGUUACAGCAAUUACGAAGACCACUGUGUAUAAGUUGCCUACUAGAAGCUGUCUGGGAGAUAAUAUGCAGAUUGUGGCAGCACCUGAAAUGUACAUUUCUCUGACGUGUAAAUACUGAAUACAGCCAUAUUGACUAUGGAGAAUGAGAUUUCUUGCCUCUAGUACAGUGUAUUAUGUUAUCACGUGUCACAUGUUCGCACUGGACAAACCUUUGUUUGAAAAAUUUUAAUAUUCCGUUAAAAGCGCCUAGCUGCCUUUCCUCCCUCAGGUUUUGCGUUUUGCUGUAAAGCUUGUGAACAUUGUGCACUGCAAGACUUUAUAUGUUCUGUUGAUGCUGUGCGAUCGUUUUAUAGACAGAUCAUUUAGAACUACGUCUUUCCAGAUCAGAUGCUCAUUGAAAACAUAAUACUACAGAGCAUCAAAUUCACUGCGUCAUUAUAAACCCUAGCGAUGAUUGCCGGGGGAACUGCACUAGGCUAUAUACCAGGCAUAUGUCUUUCACUGUCAUUUCCCACCAGUAACAUAGACUUUACUGCAAACUCCUGACCUGUCUGUCUGUGCUCAGUAAGCAAGUCCCAUUUGUGUGGCAUUGCUAUGACAAAGUGCUCUGUGAUGAUAACAUCUCAUCUAGGUUUUGAGAAUCGGCUUAAUCUGUUUACUAUAGUUGAUACUGUGGCAGCUUUUCCCGCUUCCUCUGUAUGAACAGAGCGCUAGAUUUCAGGCUUACGUCUGGAACUGCUACAUGAAAAAAUUGGGAAUUAAUGAGUGGUAAUGGCAGACACACGGCUAUAGUUUGCUCGAAAUUUUAGAUUUUCAACUUAAACUUUUGAAAUGGAGUUACAUUCUGUGGUGUUCCUUAAACUUUCUAUUUCUCAUCCCAACCCAAUAGCUCAUGGGUGGGAUUUGUCCUUCUCAAUGAAGUCUAGAUUUUCCUUCCAUGUUAUAAAGCCCGUUAGAAGGGGGGGCUUUACUUGGAAGAUGUUAGAGUCAAGGUAAAUUCCAUUUUCUAAAAAAUAAAAAUAAGAGACAAGCUUCAUUCCACCUCUUCAGCACUCUGGUGUAACAACAUUGCCAAGGCCCAAAGGGGGUACCCAUCGGUGUUCUGAAAUGUAAUUACUUUGGAUGGCGGCUGACACACAAGCCUGUUUUACAGUUCAGGUACAGCUUAGUGGCAAUGUCAUCAGGGGUGCUGCCUACACAGAGGGGAUCUUCAAGGGAAAGACUUCUGUCAUUCAGGGAAGAGGGGGUGGUGGCAAUUUUUAAAACCUUUUUUGGAAUGUGGAAUUAGGUUUUAAGUGUUAGAAAUCCUAACCAUAACUGUUCAUUCUUGGGCAUAUUUGAAGAGGUAAAACAAAAAUAUCCAUUUUGGUUUAACUUCUCUUUUUUUUUUUCUUUUUGUUUGACUGCCUCUAGUAUAAAAAAUGUUUUGUAGGGUCUGUUUUUUUUCACAGAAAAAAAUAAAACCGCUUUGUCUUGAAAAUAAUAUUGCUAUAGUUUUUAUGCAUAUAGUGUAUAAGGCUUGCACAGAAAAAUGUAUAGAUUAUAAUAUAAAAUCAUUUUUAUGAUCCAUUUAAUAUGAUCUUGAUUUUUUUCUUUUCUUUUUGUACAUCCUCUCAGGAGCAGGUGCCUUUACCACUCGGUACCGCACAAACAUCUGCUUCUGACCAGUGAUUUUCUAAUACUGCUUACAUGUUUUGUUUAAAAUAUUGAUAAAAUGUUGAAAAUAAAUUUGUUAAAAGCCA
Messenger RNA from Pseudophryne corroboree (corroboree frog), 5361 nucleotides. RefSeq names its product leucyl and cystinyl aminopeptidase (gene LNPEP). The transcript is spliced from 18 exons. Gene Ontology annotation, biological process: proteolysis; signal transduction; regulation of blood pressure. Gene Ontology annotation, cellular component: plasma membrane; cytoplasm. Bases 318 to 3380 code for a protein of 1020 amino acids. The record is from RefSeq and is a predicted model, not a curated record. Gene Ontology annotation, molecular function: zinc ion binding; metalloaminopeptidase activity; peptide binding. NCBI's taxonomy places the organism in Eukaryota, Metazoa, Chordata, Amphibia, Anura, Myobatrachidae.